AUGUAUAAUGACACAAAAGAAGUUUCAAGUUGUGAUAACUCACAGUGUUUGCAAAUUUCAAGUUAUGUGCCUCCCAAUAAGGUUUCUGUUCCCAAAACUUCUGCCUCCCUUUUAGGAUAUGGCUCCAAUGAAAAUGAUGAUGACUUUGGUGUUGAGAAGAGGUUACUGCCCUUAGCGUAUGCUGUUGUGGAAGUUGAAAAUAAAGAAACUUGGACAUGGUUCUUGGAAUUGCUUAUUGAUGAUCUUGGAGGUAUUGACGUGUGUAGGACAAUGACCUUUAUGUCUGACCAACAAAAGGACCUAUUACCCACUGCUGAGCACAGGUUUUGCAUGAGGCAUCUGUAUGCAAAUUUCAGAAAAAGAUUCUCUGGCCAAAAAUUAAAGAUACUCAUGUGGAAGGCUGCUAGGAGCACACACCCAGCAGUUUGGGAAAGAGUGAUGUUAACAAUUAAAGAGUUAAAUAUUGAUGCUUACAGAUACCUUAUUGUUAUACCUCCAAGGUUCUGGUCCAAGUCUAGAUUUAGUGGUCGAGCCAUAUGCGACACAAUUGUCAACAAUAUGAGUGAAGCUUUUAAUAGUGUCAUAGUAGAUGCAAGAGGCAAACCCAUAAUCACCAUGCUCGAGGAAAUCAGAGUUUAUUUAAUGGAAAGCUGGUCAGGAGAAAAGAUAUUUGAAGUGAGGCACAUAUCCAUGGUUGGAGACAAGUACACAGUGAAUGUGGAUGCUCAACAUUGCAGCUGUAGGAAAUGGCUUCUGACUGCUAUCUCUUGCUGCCAUGCUAUUGCAACAAUGAAUUUCAUCAAUGUCAAUGCUGAGGAUUUCAUACCAAUCUGUUUCAGGAGAUCCACCUAUGAAGAAAUAUAUCAAUUCAUCAUCUUUCCAGUUAGUGGUGAAGUCUUAUGGGAAAGAACUCCCUACCCUGACGUCGAUCCACCAUAUAAGAGAAUCUUACCAGGAAGACCCAAGAAAAAAAGAAGUUUCACUUUUGCCAAACAUUGA
Molecule: messenger RNA, 999 nt
Organism: Vigna unguiculata (cowpea)
Lineage: Eukaryota; Viridiplantae; Streptophyta; Magnoliopsida; Fabales; Fabaceae
Source: RefSeq, a predicted model, not a curated record